Musca vetustissima is the source of this 1275-nucleotide messenger RNA. RefSeq names its product putative gustatory receptor 59f (gene Gr59f). Gene Ontology annotation, biological process: sensory perception of taste. The record is from RefSeq and is a predicted model, not a curated record. NCBI's taxonomy places the organism in Eukaryota, Metazoa, Arthropoda, Insecta, Diptera, Muscidae. The transcript is spliced from 4 exons. Gene Ontology annotation, cellular component: membrane. Bases 1 to 1275 code for a protein of 424 amino acids.
AUGUAUUCCUAUGGCAGCAAAUUCCAAAGUGAGGCGAAAAAAUUUAAUAGCACCCUCGCCGAUUAUGAGAAUGAUGAUUUGAAACGUCAAUAUUUGGAGAAACAACUCUAUCGCACAAUGGAAUACCUCAUGGUGAUAUCACAAUUUUUUAUCUGCGCCCCCGUCGGGGUGGAGAAACCCCGAAAAUUAAUUGAAACCAACAAAGAUCGCUUCCUCUACUAUUUGCAUUUCCUGUGGUGUGCUGGGAUGUAUUGCGGUUUGGUUGUGUGUGUCUACGAUGAAUAUACCUCGUCGAACAUAGAAUUGCCGACAAUACAGAAACCUCUGUAUUUCAGUGAAUAUCUAGUCUAUUUAAUACACUUGAUGGAAAUACUUUUGCGCAUAUUUAGAAGACGUGAUGUCUAUUGGAAAUUUAAUAAUUUCAUGCUCGAUUUUGAUCGUAUUUUGUGGAGGCAUAAAAUUCAUGUGUCAUACGUGAAAGGAUUACAGGGGUUCAUACGUAUGCAUUUGCUACUGAUUGCCACCCACUUGAUGACCACCCUGAUUGUGGGCUACUUCUAUAGCUUUGGCAUCUGGUUAAAUUUCUUAAGGACCAGUACCGUGUAUCUGAUACCAAAUAUUAUUAUACACAUCUCAUUGGUGCAGUAUUAUGCCUUGCUAUACCUCACAGCAGAACGUUCCGAUUGGUUAUACUAUUUACUAAAUCAGUUGCUACAGAAGUCUCACAACUCUAAAAAUCAUUUGGAUUUUCGUCGGGAUUUACAUUUCAUACGCUCCCUCUAUGCGAAAUUGGAAGAAUUUACCCGAGAUGUGAAUGAUUAUUUUUGCUAUUCCAUUAUCCUGGUCUAUGUGGGCUCAUUUAUCAAUAUUAGCAUCAACAUUUUUCUUCUUUACAAAUAUUUAAGUAAUUGGGAAAAUUCGAAUUUGGCAUGGACCCUAUAUUCGGUGGUAUGGACUUGUAUGCAUAUCGGAAAAAUGUCAUUGAUUUUGUACUACAAUGAAGAGAUACAAAGUAGGAAAACUAAGGCCUCAUAUUUGCUGAGUACCUAUCAAUAUGGUAAUGCAGCUUUGGAACCAACGUUUCGUCAUUUCAUACUUCAAUUAAUGUCCGAUACUCGCAGCAAUGUUAUUUGUGGAAUGUUGGCGUUAAAUUUAAAUUUCGUUACUUCGCUAUUGAUUUCAAUCUCAACACUAUUCAUAUUCUUGGUACAAUACGAUAUAACAUAUGAAGCAUUAACAAAAACGUUUAAUUCGGCAAAGCCAAGCAUUGCUUAA